Hevea brasiliensis (rubber tree) is the source of this 864-nucleotide messenger RNA. Its product is annotated as protein SPA, chloroplastic. NCBI's taxonomy places the organism in Eukaryota, Viridiplantae, Streptophyta, Magnoliopsida, Malpighiales, Euphorbiaceae. Bases 121 to 603 code for a protein of 160 amino acids. The record is from RefSeq and is a predicted model, not a curated record. The transcript has 5 exons.
GAGAGGCGCCACUCGCCAGGCCAGGCUUCCAUUUUCUUGGUUGUCGGUCUCCACUACGCACUGCAUUUUGGGACCUUCAGAGUUCAGACUCCAGAGCCACUCAAAAAGGGAAAAGCAGCAAUGCCAGUGGCACCUUCUAUUCCUCGUCUCCACUCACCGCCAUUUCUAUGCUGUCCUCUUAAAUUUUCUACUUUUACUGCUGCUUUUGUAUCCUCCAAGUCUGCCAGAAAUCAACGGUCUCCACCAUCUUAUCCAUGCAUCAGAGCUGUUGAUCUUGAUCAAAACACGGUAGUAGCAAUAUCUGUUGGACUUGUGAGCGUUGCAGUUGGGAUUGGCAUUCCUGUCUUCUAUGAAACCCAAAUUGAUAAUGCUGCAAAGCGAGAAAAUACCCAGCCGUGCUUCCCUUGCAAUGGCUCCGGUGCUCAGAGAUGCAGAUUUUGCAUGGGAAUUGGCUCUGUGGCUGUAGAGCUUGGUGGCGAUGAGAAAGAAGUCUCUCGAUGUAUCAAUUGCGAUGGUGUUGGCUCUUUGACAUGUACAACAUGUCAAGGCACUGGAAUACAGCCACGGUAUCUUGAUCGCAGAGAAUUCAAGGACGAUGACUGAAGCUCUUCAGAAGCAGAAGCAAUGAAUUUUGGAUUAAAUCUAGUGGCUAAUCAACUCUGUAUAGGGUAUUAGAAUAGACCACUUUUUUUUUUUUUUUUUUCCUCAACACUUAUUCCAUUUUCCCAUCAAGUUCUAUCUCAUGCUUUGUUCCAAUGUAAAAUUAGUGAUAAAGCUUUCUUCUUACUGUUGGAGAAUGUGGUUGCGUGAUAAGAUUGUAUUUCACGUAAUUGUAAUCCACAAUUCCCAAACGCAUUCAUCACA